AUGGGAUUCUAUGAAUUACUUUGUAUAACAAGAACCGGAUUAUCUCAUGCAGAUUUUACAAAUCUUGUAAAAAUUACAGCAACACAUAUACUUGAACGUGGUGGUGUAGUAAGAGGUUUUGAGAAUUGGGGAGUUUUGCCUCUACCAACUAAAACACGCAGGCACCAAGUGUAUCAUACAAAUGGACAGUUUUGGUUGAUGCAUUUUGAUACUAAUCCAGUGGUAUUGCAUGAAUUAAGAAGAAAACUAAAUAUUGAUACACGUGUAAUUAGAGGAAAUCUUGUUAAACUUGGUGAAAAACUUGAAGAUAUUAUUGAGAGACCUGAUAAAACAAAAUAA
Entrophospora sp. SA101 is the source of this 339-nucleotide messenger RNA. The record is from the annotation of a GenBank genome assembly. Lineage: Eukaryota; Fungi; Glomeromycota; Glomeromycetes; Entrophosporales; Entrophosporaceae.